This is a messenger RNA of Aspergillus udagawae, 1176 nucleotides long. RefSeq names its product cytochrome P450. Gene Ontology annotation, molecular function: heme binding; oxidoreductase activity, acting on paired donors, with incorporation or reduction of molecular oxygen; iron ion binding. The transcript is spliced from 9 exons. Bases 1 to 1176 code for a protein of 391 amino acids. The record is from RefSeq and is a predicted model, not a curated record. NCBI's taxonomy places the organism in Eukaryota, Fungi, Ascomycota, Eurotiomycetes, Eurotiales, Aspergillaceae.
AUGGCAAGCAAAGCAAUCCAUAAUUUCCCCUUCGCUCGUUCGAAGGCCGCAGAACCCCCUGCUGAGUUUGCUGCUCUUCGAUCUGCUUGCCCCAUCAGCCGUGUCAAGCUUUGGGAUGGAAGCGAGCCGUGGCUCGUUGUCAAGCACGAGGAUGAGCGUCAGCGCCCUGGAUAUCCGGAAAUGACACCAGGAGGUAAGGCUGCUGCGAAGAAUCGUCCGACUUUCGUGGAUAUGGAUCCCCCGGAUCACAUGCGACAAAGAAGCAUGGUUGCAAAAUUUUUCAACCGCGAACACGUCAACAGCUUGAAGCCAUUCAUCACAGCAACAGUGGACUCGUUUCUCGAUAAGCUGGUUAAGAAGGGGUGUGACUUGCCUGUUGAUUUCAUUGAGCACUUUACUCUACCAAUCCCAACAUUGGUCAUUAACCAUAUUCUUGGUAUUCCAGUUGAAGACGUUGCCUACUUGACCGAAAGGAACGCCGUUCGCAGCAAUGGUAGUUCCACUGCAGCUGCAGCCCAGGAUGCUAAUCGGGAUCUCUUAGACUACUUGGCAAGGCUGGUAGACAAGCGAGCCACUAAUCCUACAGACGAUCUCAUCAGUACACUCAUCAUGGAACAGUUGAUACCCGGCCAUCUUGAGAAACUCGACGUCAUCCAAAUUGCUUUCCUACUGCUCGUAGCGGGAAAUGCAACCAUAGUCAAUAUGAUCAACUUGGGCGUCGUGACGCUCCUCGAGAACCCAGCCCAGCUGGAUGAUCUCAAGAAGGAUCCGUCACUUGCACCAGCAUUUGUGGAAGAGCUUUAUCGGUAUCACACUGCCUCGGCACUUGCUACUCGACGAGUCGCGAAGGUCGACAUUACCUUAAGAGACCAAAUAAUCAAAGCAGGCGAGGGUAUUAUUGCCUCGAACCAGUCUGCUAAUCGUGACGAAGAAGUCUUUCCCGAUCCGGAUACCUUCAACCUGCACAGGAAGAUUGACUCGGUGAAGAACCUCGCUUUUGGGUUCGGAGACCAUCGCUGUGUAGCUGAGGCGCUUGCUCGGGCCGAAUUAGAAGCAGUAUUUGCCUCUCUCUUCCAGAAGCUCCCGAAUCUGAAGCUCGCGAUUUCUCACAAUGAGAUCAAAUAUUCAGCUCCGCACAGAGAUGUUGGAAUCGUCGAGUUGCCGGUUGUUUGGUGA